This is a messenger RNA of Peronospora belbahrii, 1533 nucleotides long. Lineage: Eukaryota; Oomycota; Peronosporomycetes; Peronosporales; Peronosporaceae. The record is from the annotation of a GenBank genome assembly.
AUGACAAGUCGGACUGACUUGGAAGCACGUCUCCAAGCUCUACGUAAUCCUAAACGACCAGCUAUUUCUCCAGCUCCACCUCCUUCUCUAUACACAUCUGCACGUACAAAUUGUAUAUCAAGAGGCAGUCUGCCCGUGUUUAUUGCUGUACAAGAUCUUUCCACGUGUUUUCCGACGUCUGUGGCACCUUCUCGAGCUCUGGAAGCCUCUCGAGGACAUGAUGAAGUGCUGCAAUUGACAGCCGGUCAAUUACUAGGCCCAGAGUAUGAAAAGGCCGUGAAAGUCGCACAAUACGCGAUGGAGACGGAGCGAAGACAGAUGCCACAUACUGCAAUUGAUGCGUAUAUUCAAGCAGGACAAAUGCUCAUUGAGAUUGGAAGACGACAAGCAGCACCACAUUUACAGGACAUUGUCAAAGCUAAAGCUCUGACGUUACUAGAACGAGCUGAAGGACUGUCAGAAUGGACGAAUGAUGUCUUGGCAAAGGAUUCGAGUCAACAGGCGCUUGCAGUAGCGUAUCAGCAGUCACAGCAGCAUUGUAAUAAAUUGCUGACGGACAAACAAGAGCUCGUAUUCAAGAUGCAACAGGAUAAUCGUCAUCUGAAGGAGAGAUUGAAUCAGUUGGCGUUGCUGACAAAGAUUCGAGGUCGUAUGGUCAAAGUCAUUCGGACUCGACGGGCACGGAAAGCGGCACAGGCGAAGGAGAAAGUGGAGAUGGAGAUGGAAACUGCAGCUCGAGCAACUCAUGAUAUUAUGAGUAGUCGCAGAGGAUUGAAUGAAGUGACUGGAGAUGUUUUUGAUUACUUGUACGAGGACAGAGAAGAUAUUCAUGGUGGACCAAAUGACGUCACAGGCUCUAGCUCGGAGGAAAAUGAGGAGCCUGGAGAAGAUUACCAACAGUACCAAACCCAUCCUGCCUCAGCGACAGGUAGGUCACCGCGGGACGUACAAAAAGUGGGGCUUAUCAAUGAGCUGCAUGAACGCAUUGGGCUUCCAAAGAUUGACCAAUUCCGCAACUUUGAGCCUCUAACAAACGAUCCAACCACCGACAAAAAGCAGGAGCAACUGCAGUCUGAACUGGAACUGGCUAAGCAAGAAGCAGAGAAGCUGCGAGCUGCUGUACACGAGAUGGAACGGUGCUUACAACUUGCUGCCGAGCAUUCCCAGCAGCGUUCGAUUAAAUUGGAGCAAGAAAAACGACAAGAUAGCUCUUUAAGUGGACGAAUUCGUUCUCUACGCAGUAGCUUUUGCAGCCAUCGAUCAGUGGCUUCAGAUCCUGGCAGUGGAGAGAUGAAAGACAAUGGAGUGAUGGAUCAGCUUCGAUCGUCAUUCCAUAAGGUGUUCCCUGGACAAACUGAAGAAUCGGAUGGUCGUGAGAAUGUUUGUCCUGAUCGCAGCGCAUUGAUUGAGCAUAGCACGUAUUCACAGUAUUCUCCACGUCAUACACGUAAGAGCAGCUUCAGUACCUCAGAAGCUUAUGACGUAGACGAGGUGGAGAUAGAAGAAGACGAGGAUGGUGGUGUUUGGCUCUAG